This is a messenger RNA of Dioscorea cayenensis subsp. rotundata (Guinea yam), 2512 nucleotides long. Its product is annotated as putative elongation factor TypA-like SVR3, chloroplastic. Gene Ontology annotation, cellular component: cytosol; ribonucleoprotein complex. The transcript has 14 exons. The coding region runs from base 47 to 2080 and encodes 677 amino acids. Gene Ontology annotation, molecular function: GTPase activity; GTP binding. The record is from RefSeq and is a predicted model, not a curated record. Lineage: Eukaryota; Viridiplantae; Streptophyta; Magnoliopsida; Dioscoreales; Dioscoreaceae.
CUCUCCUGCGAAAUCCCUUCGCGCUCGAGUUCUCAGCUUGGAAGCAAUGGAGACGGCGGUGAGCUUUCGCCCUUCUUUUGGCCGUCUCUCUGUAAACCCUAGCCCAAGAGAAGCUCCAUUUGCCCUUUCUUUCGUUAAGGGGGUUUCUGGUAGAAGCUUCUGCCCAUCUUUCGCAUUGAAAGCGCGCGGAAAUCGAAGUUGUUUUUCGAGAUCGUUUGGUCGAGGAACUAUCCGAUGUUCCACCUCUUCCACGACGGAGACUGCCUCUGUAGGGAAGAAGAAGUUAAUGACAAGAAGAGAUGUGAGAAAUAUAGCAAUUAUUGCUCAUGUUGAUCAUGGUAAAACAACUUUAGUGGAUGCUAUGUUGAAGCAAGCAAAGGUUUUCCGUGAUAACCAAUUUGUGCAGGAGAGGAUAAUGGACUCAAAUGAUCUGGAACGGGAAAGAGGAAUUACAAUUCUUAGUAAGAACACAUCAAUAUUCUACAAAGGGACCAAGAUUAAUAUCAUCGAUACUCCAGGUCACUCAGAUUUUGGUGGGGAAGUGGAACGUGUUCUGAACAUGGUUGAAGGCGUUCUUUUAGUGGUAGAUUCUGUAGAAGGGCCAAUGCCUCAAACUAGAUUUGUCUUGAAGAAAGCUUUAGAAUUUGGACAUGCAGUUGUAGUAGUUGUUAACAAGAUUGAUAGGCCUUCAGCCCGUCCAGACUUUGUGAUUAAUUCUACAUUUGAACUUUUUAUUGAGUUAAACGCAACUGAUGAACAGUGUGAUUUUCAAGCUAUAUAUGCAAGUGGUAUCAAGGGAAAGGCCGGACUAUCUCCAGAUGAUCUUGCAGAUGAUCUGGGACCACUUUUUGAGGCUAUCCUAAGAUGCAUACCAGAACCAUCUAUUAACAAAGAUGGCCCACUGCAAAUGCUUGUGACCAAUAUUGAAUAUGAUGAGCAUAAAGGUAGAAUUGCAAUUGGGCGUCUGCAUGCUGGGGAAUUGAAAAAAGGAAUGGAAGUGAAGGUGUGCACCUCAGAUGAAACAUGUAGACUUGCUAAAAUUAGUGAGCUUUUUGUGUAUGAGAAUUUCAGUAGAGUUCCUGCUGAAAGUGUUGAAGCUGGUGACAUUUGUGCAGUCUGUGGUGUCAGUGACAUAAUGAUUGGGGAGACAAUCGCUGAUAGAAGUUCUGGCACUGCAUUACCUUCCAUUAAAGUGGAGGAGCCCACUGUGAGAAUGUCUUUUACAAUAAACACUUCACCUUUUGUUGGUCGAGAGGGAAAAUAUGUAACCAGUCGCAACCUUCGAGAUAGGCUUUAUCGCGAACUUGAGCGGAAUUUAGCCAUGAAAGUUGAAGAUGGAGAAACAGCUGACACAUUUAUUGUUAGCGGGAGGGGCACAUUGCAUAUCACCAUCUUAAUAGAAAACAUGCGAAGAGAAGGAUAUGAGUUUAUGGUAGGUCCACCCAAGGUUAUUAGCAAGAGGGUAGAUGACAAGCUGUUGGAACCGUACGAGAUUGCUACUGUGGAGGUACCAGAAGAAUAUAUGGGACCUGUGGUCGAACUUCUGGGGAAAAGGCGAGGGCAAAUGUUUGAUAUGCAAGGAAUUGGGUCGGAGGGAACAUCCUUGCUCAAGUAUAAGAUUCCCACACGAGGUCUUCUUGGACUGCGAAAUUCAAUCCUAACAGCUUCACGUGGUACAGCGGUUCUUAACACAGUAUUUGAUGCCUAUGGGCCUUGGGCUGGAGAUAUUAGCACAAGGGAUCAAGGAUCCUUGGUUGCUUUUGAAAAUGGAACAACCACCUCUUAUGCCCUUUUUAGUGCACAAGAAAGGGGACAGAUGUUUGUUGGCCCAGGUGUAGAAGUAUACAAAGGUCAGAUUGUAGGUAUCCAUCAAAGACCUGGUGAUUUGUCUCUUAAUGUGUGCAAGAAGAAGGCUGCAACAAAUAUUCGAUCAAACAAAGAACAGACAGUUGUGCUUGAUACACCCUUGACUCUUAGCUUGGAUGACUGCAUAGAAUACAUUGAAGAAGAUGAGCUGGUGGAGAUCACUCCUUCAAGCAUCCGAUUAUGCAAGAACCCAAAGGUCACAAAGAAAAAGUGAACAGCUCCUGAUGACCAAUCUUGCCACGCCAUUUAAGUUGGUCAGUUGGGAACUUAUCAGCAACCACUUCUUGGGAAGACCAGUUGGCUUGGAGAAUAUACAAUAAUACUUUUUAUCACGCCAUUCAGAGCUCACUACAUGGAAGAGGCUCUCAUACAACAAAUAAAAUUCAUUGAAGAAUAUCUUAUUGAGAUUCUGUUCAUGAUCAGAAGCAUACAUAUAAAUUAUACGGAGCUUGCUGAAUUAUAUUAUUAGCUCCUAUUUCAAAAUUUUGAAGCAAUUGCGUAUUCUGUUACCAUAGAUACACUCAAGUCUCUCCUAUAUUCAAUUUUCUGCUAAUUCUGAUGCUGGAAAUCUGAAAAAGGAAUAUUCAAUUAUUCUUAUGACUCAAUCAAUUCAAAUUUGAGUGUGUGAACCCUCAUGGUUCUUUCA